CGGGGAGACAAGCAUACUUUGUCCUUGCGGUCGCUGGGGCUUCAACUUGGAAUUGCUCCUCUGCCUCAAAUCUGUCGGUCUGGCAAUACUGACACGGCGGCGUUACUCGGUUGCGACGGGUGCUGUGACCGGACGACUCGACGUUUACCCCGAGCUCCCGACGGCUUUAUCCACUUCCCCACACGCUUGGCUCGGUGAGUUGGUAUAAAGAGCGACGAGCGGGCGACGACAGCAGACGCAACCGCAAAAGAUCAAGAUGUGGCAGCCCCCGUCCCCGACGGAAUCCGCGGCGCAGCCCGUGCGGGACCGCUCCGCGUCCAUGAAGAUGAAGAACCCGGGCCGGCGCUUCGGGCUGGUCGUCCGCCUUCGACCCGAGCGAGCCGCCGAGUACAAGGCGUGCCACGCCCGGGUUUGGCCCGAGGUGCUCAAGCAGAUCAAGGACUGCGGGAUGGAAGACUACUCCAUCUGGUACGACGACAAGACCGGGCUGCUCUUCAGCUCUUUCAAAUACAUCGGCUACGACUUUGCCGGCGACAUGCAGCGCAUGGCCGAGAACCCCAAGGUGCGCGAGUGGUGGAGCAUGACCGACGAAAUGCAGGAGAGCUUAGUCGAGGGCGCGACGAGCUCCGAGUCGGGAGAGCCGGGCUGGUGGCGGCCCAUGGAGGAGGUCUUUCAUCAGCCGUAGCCGGUGAGCUGCGUGGCCUCACGACUCACGAGGGUCCUUCGUUGAGCUCGUGGCCUGUCAGCUUACCCUAAACACAGUGUCAUGGAAUUGAACUCUUUCGCGCUGUAUGCUCGGCUGUUCCGCGGCAGAUCUGCUGGCCACCGAAACCCAACACGAGGUUUCUGACUCUGAGACAACCCUCGUGGCUCCGCC
Molecule: messenger RNA, 877 nt
Organism: Purpureocillium takamizusanense
Lineage: Eukaryota; Fungi; Ascomycota; Sordariomycetes; Hypocreales; Ophiocordycipitaceae
Exons: 2
Coding region: 257-685 (142 amino acids)
Molecular function (GO): racemase and epimerase activity, acting on carbohydrates and derivatives
Source: RefSeq, a predicted model, not a curated record